Messenger RNA from Phyllostomus discolor (pale spear-nosed bat), 2606 nucleotides. RefSeq names its product coiled-coil glutamate rich protein 2 (gene CCER2). The record is from RefSeq and is a predicted model, not a curated record. The transcript has 5 exons. Bases 1550 to 2353 code for a protein of 267 amino acids. Lineage: Eukaryota; Metazoa; Chordata; Mammalia; Chiroptera; Phyllostomidae.
CGCCAGGGGAGCUGAGAGGAUGCCGAGGUCUCUCCCCUUACUUUAGGACAGCGGCAUCUCAUACUCACCUAUUUCACCCUCACCCCUUGGUUUCCAGCUUCGGGCCGGGGUCCAGUAGGCAGUACAAACAGUGAAACCAAAACUUGCUCUUCACUCAGGCGUGCCCUGCAGUGCAUGGAGCCGUUUUCCCAGCUCCCCUGGCCACAGCCCUGCAGGGCAUCCUCACUCCACUUACAUUCACAUCCACUCGAUCUGCACAGCUCCACCUCCAAAAUACUCCCAGAUCCCGCCCCCUGCCUCUCGUCCCUGGCUCCUCCAUGGUCCUGUCCACCACUGUCUCCCAUUUGGAUAGUCACGCAGCCUCUGCUGUCUCCCUGCUCCUUGUCCCACACAGCCCGAGGGACCCUGGGACACCAGCAUCAGGCCAUUCCCCUCCUGCCCAGAGCCCUCCUGUGGUUCCAGUCACUCAGGAAAGGACAGAGUUGUCACCGUGGUCCACAAGGUCCCACAUGAUCUGAUUCCUGCCUUUCUCUUCCACUCUCCCUCUCUCUGUCACACUGUGGUCGUUCAAAACUCUGGUCUUUGCACUCACUCAUCCACUCCCUUGUGAUCUUGUGCGGUUGCUCCAUUUUAAUCACUCAGGUCUCUGCCCAAGUGUCACCUCAGAGAGAACUACCCUGAACUUCCUGGCCACAAAGGAAAACCCCCAGCACCCACUGAUGCACCCACAUACAUGUAACCCCACAGUCCCUCCCUUCCUCCCUCCUUACAUACCAUGUGAUUAUUUGAGUGUCGUCUGCCAUCCCUUUUUCAAAUGUCUGUGCCUUCACUGCAGCAGCCUCUGGGUCUACAAGAGGGUCAGGCACAUAGUAGGUGCUCAACAAAAAUUACAGCACUGAAGGUGCUACAACCUGAGCAGUUCCCCACACCCAGAACUGCCUGUCAGCGUAUACACACGCUCGUUUAUUUAAUCCUCGCCAUCAAGCCUCAGCCACAGAGUAAGUUGUCACCAGCCCUAUUUUAUAAAUGGAGAAACAGGUCUCGGAGAGGUGAAGCAAUUGUCCCGGGACUACAGGGCUGGCAGCUGUGGAGCUGCGAGUCAGGAGGAGCCCAGCCACAACCUCAGGAAACAGGUUUGAGGCCUGCUUUCCAAGAUGAGGAAACGGGCCAAGGAAGGGUAGGAGUUGCGUGAGGUCGGUCAGUAAGUGGCCACUGCUGGAUUUGAACCUAGCCCUGCCUCCCAGCGACGGCUUAAGCUUGUAGGUUUCUCUGGGGAAACCUACUUCCAUCUCGCCCCUCCCCCCGCGCACCCUCCCAUCCUGAUGCUGAGGUGCCAAAAAGCAGGAGGGGAGCGGGUGCAGGGCGUGGGUCCCCAUGAAUAAUUGAGGGUCUCAGGCAGGUCGGGCGCCCCGCAGCUGCUGUCCAGCCUCGGGCGGGGAGGGGGCGGCAGUGACGUCACUUCCUCCCUCACGGAGGCCAGGGGCGCGGGUUAUAAGGAGCUGCCACCCGGUUCUUCACAGCACCAGGUCCCUGGUCGGGAAGCCUCACCAUGCUGCUGCACUGCGGGCGCUCGGUGCUGCAGGUGCUGCCGCUGUCCCCGCUGCUGGUGCUGCUGCUGGGGGCGUCCUCCGCUGCUCCGUUGGCACCGAGGCCUUCCAAGGAGGAGCUGACCCGCUGUCUGGCAGAGGUGGUCACAGAAGUGCUGACCCUGGGUCAGGCCCAGCGAGGCCCUUGCACGACUCUCCUCCACAAAGAGAUGUGUGAGACAGGACCCUACAGCUGUGUAUCCACUGAGGAAAAAGGCCUGCUAGUUGGAGAUUUCAAGAAGCGGGAGGCUGGGAAGAUGAGGUCCAGCCAGGAGGUGAGGGAUGAGGAAGAGGAGGAGGCAGCGGAGAAGAUCCACAAGUCUGAAGUGCAGGAACAGGCAAUCCGCAAGCAGCUCCACAGCCAGCUCCGCCAGGAGGAAGACCGUGAAGAGGAAGAGGGGGAAAAGAAGAGGGGGCCCUCAGAGACCUUUGAGGGCCUGUGGAAGCAGCAGCUAGAGGGUGGAGGUGGCCCCCAGAAGCGGGUGGCAGAGCAGGCCAGUGACGAGGAGACAGCCCAGUUCGAGGCUGAGAAGGGCAUGCAGGUGCUGGGCGGGGGCCACAGCCUGUGGAAGGGGGCAGAGGGCAGGGGAAGAGAGAGGCACGAGGACCUGCUGCACCACCACCACCACCUGCCGGAAACUGAGCCCAAGCAGAAGGCAGAGGCUGCGGAGAGGGAGGAGCAGGACGCGGAGCAGCUGGAGCACGCGAGAGAGGAGCUGAAGAAGGCUGCAGAGGUGCUGAGGCAGGAGCUCUGGCGGGAAGGCUGACCCCUGACCUCGCGCCCUCCUUCCUGACACAUCCCGUGGCUUAGGACUGUUGACCCCCAAAGCCCCCACCUCACCAGGUGCCCCACUGCACUCCCAACCUGCAGGGGUGGGAGGAGGGUGUGCCUUGGAGCCAGGCCUGAGGGGCCGAGUCUGCGCUGGUGAGACAGGCUGGCUCAGACCAACUCAGGAGACACUCUGCCCCCCACAAAACCCACUCCCACCCUUCUGAGUGAAUAAAGCACAAAGCAAACCA